Neolamprologus brichardi is the source of this 15122-nucleotide messenger RNA. RefSeq names its product ligand dependent nuclear receptor corepressor (gene lcor). Gene Ontology annotation, biological process: regulation of transcription by RNA polymerase II. Gene Ontology annotation, cellular component: nucleus. Gene Ontology annotation, molecular function: DNA binding. The record is from RefSeq and is a predicted model, not a curated record. NCBI's taxonomy places the organism in Eukaryota, Metazoa, Chordata, Actinopteri, Cichliformes, Cichlidae.
GCACCCAGCAGUAUGUGCGCGCCCACGGGAGGGGCCGAUAGAAAAUGGCGAGUCUGUGCAAAAGGCAGCAAUGCACGAUAGAGAGGCGCGGCUUUCGGCAGGAACUUGACUCUUGGAGGCACAAACUCAUUCACUGUGUAGGCUUUGAAAGCAUCUUGGAAGGCUUGUUUGGGCCGGGACUAGUCAAAGACAUCACCCUUUUCCAAGACUGCGAGCCAGAGGAGGUGUCUGACUGGUCCUUUGAUGAAAACUGUCUCUUCUGCUGCUUAAGACGUGAGAAAGUCAAGGAGCACGGCGUGGAGAACGGUGGAGGCAGCCACGUGCUGUCGGAGUGUGAAGACUUCAAACAGGAGCAGUCUCGGAUCAGCCGACUGGAGAGACAGGCUCAAGACUUCCUCAAUGCUGUGUUCCACAGAAAAGACCUCCCAAGUUUCUCAGACCCUCACAUUCCUCUAGUGGCUCGUGAGAUCAUGCAGCGAAUGAUCCGCCAGUUCGCUGCUGAAUAUACCUCAAAAACUACUCAGGACGACCCGCCCCUGCCCAACGGCACCAUGAAGGACCAAAGCCUGCCAAAAGCGGUGUCUCUGGCCCCGGCCCCCAGCUCUCCGCCCGGGCCACUGGCUGCGCCAAACUCUCCUCCAUCAUCUGCCUCCUCCUCUCCAUCCCCGACCCCGGGACGAUGCUUCAGCCCCACCUCCGCUGCUGCUGCCUCAGCACUCGCCUGCACCCAGAGCAGCAACAGUACGGGAACCAGUAAUGGUGGGGGAGGAGGAGGAGGUACGGCUGCUGCCUCUGCACAGAAUCCCGUCCUCAGCAAGCUUCUCAUGGCCGACCAGGACGGCCCGUUGGACCUCACCGUUAAGAAGAACCAGGCUGAUCCAGAGCCCAGCCAGCAGGAUGGCGUCCUAGACCUCUCCACAAAGAAGAACCACAGUGCAGGCAGCCCCAAAGCUUUGCUCAACUUCACCCCCAAACCUGGACUCAAAGGACUUUCAAUCAAAGCAGAUCAUACCCUGCCAGAGGCGGAAGAGGAGGAUGGGCUGCUGCAGAAAAGUUUGCAGGACGGAAUGAGGGAGAAAUAUGUCAACUCUAACUCCUUCAAGCCCCCACUGGCCCGCUCGCUGCGUAUUAAGGAAGAGCUUCUCAGCCAGAAGCAUCGCCUUCUGAGUCAACCUCCUGCUCUUUCACUGUCUAAUCUAGAGUCAGCUGGCUUGCUCAGUCAUAGCCAGUCCCAUUCCUUGCUUGGCCAAAAGGGUUCUUCUUCAUUUUGGGGAAGUAAGGCUCACCUUGAAAGCCUAAUGAAGCUGAAGCAAGCCAGUGGAGCUUUGAGCGACCUCAAAGACCUGCCUACAUUCCUGGAGCAUCAACACCACAACCACCACGGAGCCUUCGCCUUUAAGAGUUCCCUUCAUCAUCACCACCACAAUCAGGUUUCCAAGGCCCAACAUCAUCACAUUGAAGGAAAGAGAGACCAAGGCCACUCGCCGCCUGUUGACCUGAAAAUCCCCCAGGUUCGGGGCAUGGAUCUUUCCUGGGAUUCCCAUUCCUCUGAGCUUUAUGGCUACGGUGCCAUGGGGGUCGGGGGUGGUGGCCAUGGGGACAACACCCUGAGCCGGAAGCUAAGAGCCAUUCUGCCAAAGCAGAACCGCCGAGGAGGAAGCCUUGGGAGCCUCUUGGAUGGGGCCGCUGAAUAUUGGAACUCAGACUUGGACCACUCAAGUUCUGGGCCGGCGUACUCCAUCUCAGAUGUGGAAGGGGACCCAAGCUCCAAGCAGCCAAGGAAGAAGAGAGGCCGAUAUCGCCAGUACAACAGUGAGAUUCUGGAGGAGGCCAUAGCUGUAGUGAUGAGCGGGAAGAUGAGCGUGUCCAAGGCACAGAACAUGUAUGGGAUCCCACACAGCACCCUGGAGUACAAGGUCAAGGAGCGCAUGGGGACCCUGAAGAACCCCCCAAAGAAGAAGCUCAAGCUGAUGAUGAAGAUGGAAGCAGGAGGCCAGGAGUUUCCCAACGAGUCGGAGAACACGCCCACUGCAACCCCACGAGGCGACGGUGCAUCGCUAGCAGCUGCCGAGCUCAAGGACAAUGUAAAAGAAGAAAUCGAUGACGAUUUCAAACCGAUCGACUAAACGACUUACACAUGUAAACCUCAACUGACUUAAGUAAUUUGAAAAUGGAUGGGGCUUUAUUUGUGCCAAUUUACUUUGCAGUAUCUGGGUGAGCACAAAUGCAGGGAUUAUAUGAGGAGGAUUCUUAAACUGGAGAGACACAACUAAUCGGAUGGUUCUUAACUAGUGUCAUUUGAGCGAUGCUAUAGAAGCAUUUGUUCAGCUUUUCUAUUCAGGGGCUUAACAAAUGCAGCUAAAGACAUUAGGUAAAUGACAAUUAUUUACGCAUGCUGAUAAUCCCCAACCCCCAAAAAUUCUCUCCCGUCUUUUAUGAACUUGAUACACUGAAGCAUCGCUGCUUAUAAAUGCAGUCUGCUUUGGAUUAAUAUGAUAAUGAUGGGGAAAAAUAAGGGGAAGGUUGAAAAUUAACUCCUUAGAAGAAGUGACAAAUUGGUCCCUUUAUCACUCCCCUCUUGCUCAUCAAGUACUAGCUCAAAAUUGCAACUGUAAGGUUUAAUUGUACCAUUGAUAUUCCUCAGUUAGGGUUCGGAAUCAAACCCACUCUCUUAUUGCCAGGUAGCCAUGACGCUUUAACUGAAAAUCCUUUUCUUUCCUCCUUCAAAUAUUCUGCUAAUUUCCGUGCGGACGAAAAGCAAGAAUAACCCAUCCUUUUUAUGAACGAGAAGACACAAAAGUCAUUCAGGGAUGCAUGUUUGUGAGUUUCGUGGACACUACUGACUUCUGUAAUCGACUUCUUUUCCUCUAUCUUUUCGUUUGAUUUGUUUUGCUUUCUUUUGCACUACAUUUUGGGUCUGGCGCUUACAGACCAGGUUACCUCGGCAUUGUUGCCCAUGCAUCAUGCACUUAUUAUGGUCUGUCUCUGAAGCCCAGUCACAACUUUGCAAAGGGUCAGAGGUGCACAUCGCCUGCAUACGCUGAUUCAUAUUCAGAUGCAGGAGGCUUCUUUAACCCUCUUUUUUGCCAAGGGACAAUUUAAGGGGUGAUCUGCUUAUGGAUCAGCGGGGGUUUUUUAAGGCGGAAUGCUACCUCACGGACCUCCAUCAGUCUCUCACUGCUGAUCCUGGAAAGCCGGAGCCACCCGCAAACGGUGACUAAAGCGAGCUCACCAUCUCAUGAAGAUCGUUACUGGACAAAUGCCUUUUAGGAUCAGAAUGUGAAACUGUGCUGCUACCCAGUUCAUUAUCCAGUUCCUAUAGAGGCUUUAGUUAACCUAAGCUAAUGGAUUUUGGCUUCUUAGCUAACGACACCAUAUUGCUGAUGUUGUUUUUUUCUUUCCUUUUUCUAAUCAAAACCAAGCAGAAGCAACUCACAUGAGUUUUAAAAGAAAUUCUUCUCCCUAAAACUUCAAAGAUGGUUUUAAAGGCAGUUUACUACAACAAUGUGCAUUUAUUGUGGGGUGUUCAGUUUGGGGUGGUGGGUGGGUAAUAUGCAGUGGGCGGGGGUAGUUGGUAGGUGGGGGAAAGGCAGAUUUUAAUAUAUUAUAACUUAUUAUGACUGAAUAUGUAAAAGCCAAUCCAUGAUUCUGGGUGUUUUUUUUUCUCUCCUCAUUUUUAACUCAGGGUAACUGAGACAGAUGUGGAUUACAAAUAUGGUAAUUUCCUGUUGGACCUAAUAGUAGAUGAAAAGAGGACACGGCAAGCUUCUCAGCAGUGCUUUGACUCUGGGAGGGCCAUAUGGAUAAUAUGGCGGUGCCAUAGCAGCAGAUAGACCUUUAAGGAAAAGAACAGAACACUGGUGUUGGAUUUGUGGAUUUAUGGCGCUGAACCUCUAAGAUAGCACUUUUUAAACACAAGAAGAAAAACAAAGGAGAAAGAAAGUUUAAGGUUAUGCAUGCAGUGUAGCUCUUUUCUGAGGAAUACAACAGAGGGGGCAAUGAGGAGGUCAGAGAGAUGGCAUAAAAAAAAGCUUUAGUGUUUCUGAAAGGUGCAGCUUGGACCCAAACCACUUAUUUUCCUCUCAAUUACCUCCACCGUUUAAAAAGAAAAGAAAAAAAAAGUUUGACAGCUUGAACAAGUUCAGUUUUGUGUAGUGUUGUCUCGUUGUUUUCCCCUCCCCCUCGUCGCUAAAUGUCGCUCUUCGCUCCUGACACUGCCUGGUGCUCACCCAGUCUGUGAGAUUUUUGACAUGAGAAUUGUAACUCUGCUCAGAUGAAAUGACGAUGAUUCACUCCUUUUGAAAUGUAUUGUACAUUUUAUUUAUUUGAUUUGAUUUUGUUUAUUCUCUUUUAACAAAUGGCAUGCACCACUAUUUUUGGCUGAUUUUGGGUUUGGGCCAAUUCAGAAUAUUAAUCUUGAGAGUAAUAAUAAUCCAACACAGUUAAGUUUUGAAUCAAUCACAAUCUAGUUAUGAUUAGAAUCAUUUACUACCUGUUGCUAUCUUCUCCCACCCCUGGGGUUACUGGUUGUCCACUUUGUGUGACUGCCAGGCAUGCAAAGCUAACUGAAGUAACUAAAAAAAACCAACAACAAUAAAAAGUAGUAAUCCUGGGACAAUAUAGCCAGGAAUCAAUAUGCAUGAAAUGCGUCCAACACUUUGCCAAUGCUGAGCAUUUGAAGUGUCUAAAAGGUUGUCGCGUGCAUCAAGUUGGACCCAGCGAAGGACAAUGCACUGAUCUGAUAGUUAAAACAGGAUCAAAGCCUGAGUGGUGAUAGUAAAGCACUUGUUAUGAACCUGCCUUUGAUACAAGGCACCAAAGCUGUGAAUGAAAGUAGGAACAAAACACAUCUCACAUUGUGUUCCCUCACACCAAUCUCCCUGGUCAUGUAAUAUGUUUAAAAAAAAAAAAAACCCAUUUAUGCAUUAUGUAAUUGGCGUCAUGUGUGCAUAAAUUAACUCAAUUGGCACUUUGACUGAAAUCCCCUGAGAGAGGCGAUUCCUUGAGGGCCAAACAAUAUCUGCUGUAUAAUUUAUUCAAGUGACUAAAUCAUCUACAAAACUUUCCUCUCGACCUUUCUUGAACCUGUUACGUUACAGCUGGCUUUGGCUCUGUAUUUGUCGUUGCUUUCUAAAAGCACGAGUCCCAUUUUCAGCCUGAACUUAUCUACUGAGGUGCAUGCCAUUUAUAUACACACAUAUAUUUAUUUUGUUUCUUUUUCUCUUGGGUUUCGUUGAUUGUUUCUAGUCAUGUGGUUAACCGCUCCCCCUGUCCGAAAAUGUCCUCCUCCUUGCAACCGAGUCUCACUUACGUGUCUAUCUAUUUAUAUUCUGACAAAAUAACAAACACUCGAGUUAAUGAAUGUAGUGACAUGAAUCCGUCGAACAGCAGUCUGCAGAUGCUUGAUUUUUUUUUUAACAGACUGUUGCUUUCUCUCCUUUCGCUUUCUGCUGCUGUCAUUGGAAACACGGUCGUUUUCAGUAGCCUUUAAUACCGCAAAUGUCUCAGGAUCGAGCCAGUGGGAUGGGCAGCAAUAUUUGUCAGUCGGAAAAUGGCGCAUGACUUAACUACCUGUACUGAAUUAGUAGACGCGUGUACGCACGCACGCGCUCACACACAACAUGCUAACUUGGUCAGUAGAGACCAAGCGCUAUACCUCAUUCUCAGAACUCCUUUCCGUGCCUCGUACUUUCACGUAUCCCUUACCUGGGAGCUUGGCAAAGGUGUAGUUGAUACUCUGGGAAAUACAGUAUCCUCCACUGUUUCUACGCUUUUAUAAGCUUUUCUUCUUUGUUUCGCCUUCACAUUGCAAAAAAAGACACGUCAAGUGUCUGACUGACCAAUACUUGCCACCCACCUCUUUUAAGGUAUUUUUUUUAUUUGCGAAAAAACAUUAUAGCAUAGCUAUCCCAGGUUUAGGUUGGUCUUAUAUGGGGAGAGUAAAACCCUCUUCCUGCUAAAAUUCUAAACAUUUACAGAUUCAGUCAUCUGGUUUCACCCUGGAGGCUGUGAGUCAGGUUGGUUCCACCCUGGUUUGAGAAGGAAUACUUUUUUUUUUAAAUAUACAUAUGUUUGUUUCCAAGUGUAACAGAACUCCAGGAUGAAACCUGACCAGGGUACUUUUUGUCCUUUUUCUUUCUCAAACCCAGAGAAAUCAGAGACCCAGCAGUGGAGAUUGGGGGACAGGUGGACAAGUUAACCUUCCUUUAUGAGCUGUGAUUUUUUUCUUAAACAUUUGACACUGUAUUCCCAAACAAAACAAAAAAAAAUGCAGCACGCACAGGAAAAUGUCCUUAACGAUGUUCAAAAUGAAAAAAAGCUAUAUCUUAUGAAUAUGUAUGUAUUUAUUUUUACUGUUUUUUGCAUCUUCAUGUGAGCUAAUCAGUUUCUCUUUGGGGUUUUUUUUAGGUCGGUUGUAAUUCAAUUUGUUUUUUUUUUCUUCUGAGAGAAAGACUGACAAAGAUAUAAAAAGGAGAAAAAAAUGUCAAAAAAAACAAACAAAACAACUACUGUAACCUCACUUAUUAGACGACACGGGAUGCGCCGUUCUGUCAUUGGGCGGUGCGCGAUGUGGUGGGAUACCAGGAAGGAAAGAAUUAUGUAUACGGUUGCCGUGCACCUCUCCGCAGAGAAGUUGCGUCUGUUUCUUAUUCUGUCACGCUGCAUAUCUGGUUGUCAUUUAUACCUCAGGUCUGACCACUUCAAAGCAGCUGAUUGUAUAUUAGAAACACAGAAACCAGAAGAAUCAGGAUUUUUAGUGCGGCUCGUUUCCAGAUUUUUAGAUGUAACUGACAUAAGCAGAUUUUGAAAUUUUCUUUUCUUGUGAUUGUUUGUACUGUUGUUCUUCAAAUGGCAUAUUUGUUUGUUAAACAAAAAAGAAAAAUGAAUUCUUUAAAAGCCAGAAGCCAGGUUUCCAUGAAUACAGUUCUGUAUUCUUGCUAGCACAGAGCGCGCGCGCACGCACACAAACCAAUAGAGACGUGACGCACCCACAGCAACACACAUUCUCGCUCCUCAUCAGGUAGCCACACUUUGUGUGGGCGGAUUAUAUGUAUAAUUAUGAAGCUGGAGUCUGCCGUGUCUCUUUUAGAAGCAGGUGGGUGUGUUUUGUCCACAGCCUGCAGAACAUCAGCCCUGCUGGCUGAUUUUGAUCUGGCACACUGGGGCACUGCAGGCACUGCCUCUGUGAAAAUCACUUUGUUUGUUUCUUGCCUUUCAACAAAGACUCCUUUUCCUUUUUUCUGGUAAAGGAAAAAUCCUCCCUACAGUUGUUCUCUUCUAAGUGGCCAGUCUGCGGUGCUUUGUGCAUUCCUGCAGUCUUUUUUAGAACGUUUCCUUCAAGCUACCUAGUCUAUUUUUGCUGCUGUAAGUGACAACCCUCAAUUCCCAGGACUUCUUUUCACGGGGCCUGGAGGAUGGGGAUGAAUUUAUUGGGUGGUGAGGCAAUAGAAAUGGAACGAUUUGGAGUCGAGGGCUGCAUUCGGUUUUGGCUGGACGUGGGGAAAUCAAUAGCAGAACGUGCUGUUUAUUUGAUAUAGAAAGAACGUGUGGUAAAGCGUCGUAUCUGCUUGCCAAAAAGCACAAACAUGAAGGAUGACUUCUCGUCAAUAAAUCAUUCAAGUCUUAUUUAGAAGGCAUGUUCGUAGGAGCAUUUUCUUUAUCUGUUUUUAAAUAAAAUCCCACAUUUGACCUAUAGCGAGACACUUCAAAUCAUAUAAAGGUAAAGUAAGCAUUGCUCCUCGACUGUCUCUUGCAGGAUUGCACGCUGCUCUCUCGAGACAAUUUGAGCUUUAGGCUUGGAUUUAUCUACUUAAAGACAAAAAUGAUUUUGCAGUCUAAGAACCAGCUGCAGGAAUGCACAGCAUAUCACCAGUAGUUAAAAUGAUGGAUUAAGUCCGCAGUCCACAAUUAAUCCCAGUUUUGGACACAUGUCUGAGAAAAAUAUGCCCAGUGUGCUUUGGGAUGGAUUUUUCUUUUAACCACAUAUCCAACUGCAUAUCCAAGAAUCAUUUUUGCUCUCUUGCAACAGGAUCUACUGCACUCGGAACGCAGUUUUCCAAAGUAAGAAUCGGCAUCAACUGACAGUUACGGUUCUCCUCGUCCAUCGUAAGCUGUGCUGUUUCUUCUCGACACAUUUGUACAAGCGCUGCUAAGAGGUCUGUUGAAAUGUGCACCUCCUCUGACGCGGAGCGCGAUGCCAAGUUUUUUAAAUGUCAAAGUGUUUGUGACAAGCAGUCACUCAGGAGCAGGUUGGCUUUGAAAGCAGAGCUGAGUACAGAUCUUAAAGGCCAGACACGCCUCUGGAAUGAUGCUGAUCUGCAGCAAUCAACACAACAGACUCCUUCACUCGCUGCUGUUUAACAGCAUUAAAGAAACGUGGACGUGCCAGGGUACUUUGGCACAAAUCACAAACUAACGAUGCCCUCCAAGGAUAAAAAGUUAUUUGAACAUUUUUCCAGUAGGCUUUGAUUAUUUUUACGGGGCCGAAUAAGUGAUUACAUAAAGUUGUUCAAUCAGUGGAAUCAAGAGUGCCUUUUUGAAGACUCUUAUCUUGAAUUUGAAGAAACAAUCUCAAAUCUAGUGCUCAAGGGUUGCUUUCUUAAUCAAGUAUAAUCUAACAACCUGGUUGAAAUUACAAAGUAGCUUGAAGAGUGGCAUUUUUCCUUCAAAGAAAACGUGAGAUUCGGGUCAAAUUUGUAGGUUUAAAAUCCACAGCCCCACCCUCCUGUUACCCUGCUUGAUUAGGUUACACCGUGAGAGGCACACUUUUUUUAUUUUCCUUACCCAGCAGGCCCUCUUUGCUGGUGUGCAUCUCAGCCCUCCUUACAGACAGUCAGAUAGAUGCAGUGGUCUGAGGAGGUGGAUGGGAGUGCAACGGUGAAAUCUAAGUGAAGUGGAGAAGAAUAAAGGCCGCCGAAGGUCGCCUUCCCCACCCCCACGAUACGGUUAAACAUCAGGCUUUUAUUGAGAUGAUGCUGAAAUCCACUUCAGAACUCAACAUUACUUUACUGCUGAUCUGAAGCUUUUAGGUACAAAAAUAGUUGACCAGAUUCAAUGUGAUUCAAUGGGGGGUGAAAAUGCAAUUCGGGGCUUUGUGAAGGAACUCUGAGGUGCUCUUGUGUGUUGCCAUGACAAUCUUGCAGCGUCGUUCCCGUGUGGAGGUGUGUCUGGCCCUUUACAGCCACCUACAUGGACCAGCUGGUCUCUGUUCCUCUGACCUCAGAACCAACUCUGCUGACACCUGUUCACAAAGAUUUAGGGUCUAAUUUGGAUAUUUUAGUAGAACUUGAGCAGUGCGGCAGAUUCAUUUGCUUUUGUCUAGUGUACUUUGUGUUGAGGGAAAUGCUACCGGACUAAGACACGAUGCUACAGACCACAAAGAUUGAAAUUGUUGCUACCUCAGUCUGUCAUGUCUGUAGCAAUCUAUUCAGAUGCAGAGAAGUCAGCUGCACAAGGCUGACUUGAAAACUGACGCGUAUUUCCUCUUAGGUAAAGUUAAACUCACUUUUCAUUCGUUCCCAGGCUGUACAUCCAUGUGAAUCUUCAUCAGCCCUUUUCAGGGACCUCUGGUGAAGUUAAAUGCUGCAUAGAGGAUUUUAUCAGGCUGUUGGUUUUUUCCUUACAGAAAAUGUGUCCGAUUUUGACUUUCCUAUCUAUAAAAAGUUUCCAGUGAUGCUCUGUCAUGCCGGCGCGUCUCUUUACAGAAGACAUCAACUUCUUGAUACCGUCACUUUUUGUCCCGUGGUUAUGUGUCAUUCUCACAGCAUCUUUGGUCGUUGGAGUGUGAGCGCUGCAGGGCUGACAGGGCCUCGUUUGUUCCCAGAGAGAUGGGGCGUUCCUGGGCUGCUGCAGGUCUGUCACCUUUCUUCAGGCCUUUUCAUAAACGCCAUUUCCUUCUUCUUCUUCUGGUGUUCUGUUUUUAUUCUGGUAACUCUUCACAGAAGCUUUUCUUUUCUUGGGUUAACUGUGUACAUAUUUGUUUUUUAAAGACAGGGCAUGAGGCUCUUUUAUCACUAUCCUCUGAGAUACUGAGUCUUUCUAGAAGGAAAGAAAACCCACUGAAAUUCUUCGUAUGGGAUUUGGUUGACAUUUCAGCUGUAGUGUAAAUUUUAUGAACUCUCCCCGUGUUUUAAAGGUUUGAUCUCUUGUUUUGAUGGUUCAGGGUAAUGAGUUCGGGCUUGGCUUUUGGUUUCUAUGUUUAAAAAAAGAGAGAGAGAGAGAGGGAGCAAGAAAAGCAAGAAAAAAAGUGAGCAGGCGUUGUGUUUCGUUGAAAUCGCCCGUGUGUUUUCCGUGAUCCUCUUGUAGCUUGUUUUUGCCGUCCUUCACGUCAUGACGUUCGCUUAAUUUGCCGUCUCUGACAGCCACGUACCUUCUCCGUUACCUUCGAGUUAUGAAGUCUACACUACAUGCAGAUAACCACUGCAUUUUUAGUCAAGCUGAAGAACAACACUGGCUCAUGAGUAAGAUCGAUUGUCAGGUCAGACAGACUGGCACUCGCUGAGUGGAUAUUGGAGGUCGGUCGUCAGACAGGAUGUUUGGUGGGUGAGAUACAAAUUCUCAAACUGUAAAGAAGAUUAAAUGUCACGAGAUCUCACACUCAUCUGGAAGCAAGAACAUCACUUGAAAGGGUAUUUUAUUGUUUUUGAUGAAUUCUGUACUUUGUUUUUUAGCCAAAUACUUUUCCAGUGCUUUAUAAACAGCAAGGAUUGUAAAUCUGAAUAACUCAUAGCAGGGGAGGCUCAUGCAGCGCUCGUUUAACAGCCCAGCUCGUUGGUUCUCUGGAGAUCUAACAAGACUCGGACUGUCGCCUUCCCAAAUGUAAAGAUUACAGGACGCUGCUCCAUUAAAAGCAAGAAGAGAAAAAAAAAUAAAGCAGAACGAGCGCUUUGAAUCCACGUGCGGGAAAAAUAACGCUGUGUUUGUUCUUUCUUUCAGUCUUUGAUGACGCUCUUUUUUUUCAUCUUGGUGUUUUUGGUGAGCAAAAAUGUAAAAAAGAAAAAAACGUACAACACAGAAUACCUCAGAAAAGAAAUCCAUGUAACCUUGACGACCUCCUUAUAUUGUCAGACCCUGUCCAUCAACACUCAUCUCUGGACACUUUCAUCUCCAUUUUUGUCAUUUUUCUUUGUUCCUCCUGCCAAAUGUAGUGCGUCGUAGCCGCUAAAGGUUCCACAAGUUUGCUUUGUCUAUUUUUUUUGAAACACUAAUUUAGCUUCACAUUCCCACAUGUUCUAUUUUCUAAUUUGUCGACAUUCUUGGUCUUAAUCCUUUCACAGCCCACACUGCAUUGAGCUGUUGUUUUCAAGACGAUUUUAAACCGUGCUAUUUCCCAGUGGUUCAGAAAGAUUCACAGAAGACAUUCUUUGAAUCCCCGUAAAAGAUGGAAUUUUUAAAAAAACAAACUCUCCAGUCUUUUGUUUCUAAGUGGGUUUGCUGAUAGAAUGAAGGCCAACGCUGUAUGUGAAACACUUGAAACCACACAUUCCCCACCUUGUUCCCUUUGCAUACCUCUUUAUCAACUUUUUAUUGUUGUUAAAAACUGAAUGUAAGAAAAAAAAACGCAAACACAACAAACCUCUAAUUUAACUAUACAUAUUUAAGAAUAAAAGAAUACUCUAUAUGUGCACAUAGAUAUACCUAUACAAGCCCCACGCAGACAUAAACACAAAUGCAUAUGUAUAUAAAAAUCUCUAAUGUCAUAUACUUUUAUCUUGAAAAGGAAGAGGAUGAGCCUUUUCCAUUGAUGAUUCAGGGAAACAAUACAGAAGUCCAGUGCAGUAUGUUCGGUGAAAUCGCUCCCACUCUGUCGCUUUUGGUGUUUGUUUUCUUACUCUGUUCUUGCUUGCUAUUUUCCCAUGAUGUAGCAUAGGGCAAAGGGGCAGGGCGGCUCGAGGUUGUUUUUGGGUUUUUUUGUUAACAGACGAUGUAGUGAAACUAGGAUCUUGUGUAGUUGUAGUCUUUUUAGGCCUGAUUCUGUGAAAUGGGGGGAUGGGUGGGUAAGCGGGUGGGUCUCUUUUUUCUUUUUUUCCUGAAGCGGACACUGUAAAGACAGUAUAUGUAUGAAGAUGACUUAGAUAUGAAGUCACACUGGGUGGGUUGAAGGGCUGCAGGGAGGGUGAUGGCUUAUCUUCAGGAUGGUCGUGUAUAUAGAUCGGCUUUACCCAUCAGUCCUCGCCUGGUUUUUCACAGGUGGGUUGGGAUUGUAUACUGAAGGCACUGAGAAUGAACGGUUUUGCGUGUUUUUAUGUCUAGAAAAGAAAAGACUGUUUUAAAUGAAGGAAGUGGAGGGGCGAUGAACCCCGUUCAGGUUCUCCACAGAAGCCAACAGACAGCCAAGUUGUUAGAAAAAGCGGCUCCCUCGAAACACCGCUUUGCUGGGAGUGACGGAUGAUUUCGUGGACGUUGACGCUCUUGAUAUUUUUGCAUGCUGGUGUACAUACCCCUCAGUCCUUUUGUUUGAAGAGGCUGGUUAAUCCAAAAGCUCUCCUUUUCUUUUUGGAUGUUGUCCGCAGGACAGAUUCGGAUGUUUUGAAUAUAAAAUAUAGCCCCCCGAGGAAAAAAAAAAUCCCCUUUCCUAAGAAGGUGCACCUAAGGUGUUUGUUUGUCACUGCAACAGCUUUCGUAGUAGUUUUUGGCUAACGCUCUUUUGCAAUCAUUCUGUUUUCCUUGUGUAAAGUAAUUUUUUUUCAAGUGUAUGAGUGUGAAUGUGUGUGCCUAUGUAAGAAACGAUGUGCAAAGCUUGCUUCUUUCGAUUUUUUCCCCCUCAGUUCAACCAUGUUUUCGCCUCAGAGUUGUUUUUAAGGAACAUUAAUCUUUUUAUGCUCUUAUGGAAACUCAAUGAAACAGCGUGCAAGUUUGAAGAACUGCAUCUCUGUCUGUAAAAGAUGCUUCUCUCUGGGCACCUUACAGACCUAAAUUGCAUUACCUAGACACCCUCAGGGACCCUUGACAACACUGCUCUCACUCUUAUUCAGGUACUUAAUCUAUACCGAGGCCUAGCAGUGAUCAACUUUAACUAUAGUUUAUUUCAUAAGCCUGUUCCUAUGAAAACGAAUUACAGCCAAAAUUUGAUCCGAAACAGUCUGUCUCGCCCUCUACUCAUGGAAUUACAUCUCGUUUUCUAUCCUUCCAUGUCUCUUUUUGUAACCUCUGGAUAGGUUUAGUAUGUUCUGAAUGUUAGCUGUCUUCUCAGUUCAUAACCACUGAGUCUUUGUAAGCACUCUGUUCUCUCUCUGACUUGCGUUAAGUGCCAUGGCUUUUGCUCUGUGCAGUAAUCAGGAAUCGAUUAUUGUGUUGCUACGAAGCACCAACCUAACAGUGACUUACACCAAGCUAACCUCUUAAAAUAAACACGUCAGACAAGUGCACACAACAGUGGCUUGGCUUUAAAAUUGUCUUUAAAGCCGUCCACGGUCCUUUACAAAUGCUGGUUUAAAAACCAGAGAAGAUACAGUAAGCCAUCUUCAGGUAUCCCUCUGGUUUAAGUGCUAACUUUGUUUUGUUUUUUUCUCCACCACCUGUGGAGCCACACACAACAGAGAAAUGUGAUGGAUCUGCCUUCAGUUCUUCUAAAGCUUCAGGGAAAACCUAGUAACCCUCUCUACAAAGCUAAGCUGACUCUUGUGUCACCAAACCUGCGGCUGUGUUCAGGAACGAGGCGAGUCUAACUUGGGUAGAAAUAUCUGCUGGGCAGUUUUCAGUGAUGUUGUGCACAUUUGUUCUGUGAUUUUGUUUUUUAAUUUCUGGGGUUUUUUUUAAGACAGCCACUCAUCUCUGCUGUGAUUGGUUGAUGCCUCUGCUGGAUGUUAAGUGUUUGUGUUGCUUCGCACAGCUUGGCAGAUUCCAAUGUCUGUUUUAUGCUAAGAACUAGUCAUGCAAAGCAGUUAUUUAUUGGCCUGGUCUUGAUGACAGGAGUGUAGUAUACAUAUUGCCUAAAUUUUGUACCUCUUACAACAAUCACAUCACUGAUGUUUGGUGAGAACUAUGUAAAGCUGUAUUUCAUGUUAGAGCUCUUGCAAUUACUUUCUACAUUCCUAAUGUUGGUUUUGGUAGUGACCUGAUUUUGUUGUGAUAGAAAUAAAUCUGAUUGGUUUGGAAAAAGGCUUGUAAUAUUUGGUAGAUGCAAGAAGUGUUGUCCAGGGGUUUAGACUUUAGUUUGGAUAGAACAACAAACCUCUUUUCUUGUUCUUGGUUUUUGUCCUGCUGAGGUUUCUAAGAUUUCGUAAUCUCACCUCGCUUCUUAACGGGUGGCUGGACGCCCCGAGACGGGGUCUGCUGGGCUUCUUUUUUUGUUUUCCUCUUUUCCACUGAGAUUUUGUUUUUGGGUUUGACGAUAUACCUCAUUCCUUCAGUCCAGCGGGCCCUCGGGGGGGCGCUGUGCCGAUGCUCAGGACGCUCAAGCCCCCUUUCACGGUUUGGUCCCACCUGGACUGUACCUCUCAUAAACACACAUACACACAUGCAUGCACACUUACAUACAGGUUCUCCAAAUACCCCGAUGGACCUCAUUUUUCAAUAUCUACUGUUUACAGUUUGACUAAAAAACUAAUUUAAAAUAUUUUCUCAUAUUGUAGUUUAAUUUAUGUACAAUGUACAAUUUGUUUUUCGUUUGUUUUCAUUCUAUUUUGUACGUUGUGAGUUGGACUUUUAUUCUUCUAGACUUCUGUUAUUAAUGUCCAUGUAAAUGAGCACUUAACAAGGAUCACAAUAAUCGGUUUUAGUUUGACUGACAAUUUUAUUUCCCCCCUUUCUUCCUGUUUUGAAUUCAAAAUCUGAUUUUUUUUUUGUUUGGGCUAAUGAAUAAAAAAUCAUCUCAUAAUGUCUGUGAUUUUUUUUAUAUAAAAAGAUUAAAGAUGAUGAUUUGAGUUCCUUUGUUUUUUGUUUUUUUUUUACUUUAUUUUGCAUUGAAUAUCAGGCGACGCUGAUUAUAUCUGUCUUUGUGCAUGUGUAAAAUAUUUUACUGGUUAUGUUAUAUUCAAUUUGGUAAAAAAGGAAGAAAAAAAAAGAAAAAAGAAAAUUGCCAUUUUUGCCACACAUUUCAGCUGUAAUGUUGUGUAAGGUAGUAUUCACUGGAUGCUAGAACCUUCUUUUCAAAACCACUAUUCUUCUAAUAAAUUUUGUUG